AUGAGGUGCUAUUAUUGCCACUAUGCGAUGCUAUUAUUGCCACUAUGUGGUGCUGUUAUUGCCGCUAUGCGGUGCUAUUAUUGCCACUAUGUGGUGCUGUUAUUACCGCUAUGCGGUGCUUUUAUUGCCGCUAUGCGUGCUGUUAUUGCCAUUAUGCGAUGCUAUUAUUGCCACUAUGUGGUGCUGUUAUUACUGCUAUGUGGUGCUGUUAAUGCUGCUAUGCAGUGCUGUUAUUGCUGCUAUGCGGUGUUGUUAUUGCUAAAUGCUGCUGUGAGUUGUUUGGCUGUGCUGUUUAAUGUUGAGUUGUAUGAUGUUAUUGCCGCUAUGAGGUGCUAUUAUUGCCACUAUGCGAUGCUAUUAUUGCCACUAUGUGGUGCUGUUAUUGCCGCUAUGCGGUGCUAUUAUUGCCACUAUGUGGUGCUGUUAUUACCGCUAUGCGGUGCUUUUAUUGCCGCUAUGCGUGCUGUUAUUGCCAUUAUGCGAUGCUAUUAUUGCCACUAUGUGGUGCUGUUAUUACUGCUAUGUGGUGCUGUUAAUGCUGCUAUGAGAUAG
This is a messenger RNA of Cajanus cajan (pigeon pea), 552 nucleotides long. NCBI's taxonomy places the organism in Eukaryota, Viridiplantae, Streptophyta, Magnoliopsida, Fabales, Fabaceae. The record is from RefSeq and is a predicted model, not a curated record.